AUGGCGAUUUCCGACGCGGUAGUCGGCAACCUGACCACCCUUUACCUGGCGGUCAUCGCCGCCACGAAGGCGUACGGCCUGGCCACCGGCCGGACCUUCAGCGGCGGCUGCGUGAUCCUCCUUUCCACGGCGGCGGUGGCCUCGAUCCUGGUCGCGAGCCUCGCCUGGGACGUCUCGCGCAAGGCGGCGCGCGCGCUCGUGGCAGCUUCGGCGGCGGCGGCGGCGGAUGGCGGCGGACACGGGGCGUGCCGCGGCGGAAUAUGCUGGCACGGCGUUGCGGACAGGUCGCCGGCGGCUCAGGUCCGGUUUCGUGUCCCGUCGGCGCCGUAG
Molecule: messenger RNA, 330 nt
Organism: Striga asiatica
Lineage: Eukaryota; Viridiplantae; Streptophyta; Magnoliopsida; Lamiales; Orobanchaceae
Source: the annotation of a GenBank genome assembly